AUGGCGGGGAGUAGGCGCUUUGCUCUUGGAGCUCAACCAGAUGUUGAGCAGAUACUGUUAGAAGCACAACAUCGGUGGCUUCAUCCACCUGAAAUUUGUGAACUGCUGCUUCGAAACUAUAACCAAAUUCGUAUUUGUCCUCAGCCUCCUAACCUGCCGCCAAGUGGCUCGGUUUUUCUUUUUGAUAGGAAGGUGGUGAGAAACUUUAGAAAUGAUGGCCAUAAGUGGAGGAAGAAGAAAAAUGGGAAGACACUGAAGGAAUCUCAUGAAAAACUGAAGGUUGGGAGUGUAAAUGAGUUGCAAUGCUACUACGCCCAUGGAGAAGAUAAUGAAAACUUUCAAAGACGAAGUUAUUGGAUGCUCCAAGAGGAGUUUUCAAACAUAGUUCUUGUCCACUAUCGAGAUGUAAAGCCCCAAAAAGUUCCUAACUUCCAGCCACAGGAAUAUAUGGAAAAAUGUGAUCUCGAUAAACCAUAG
This is a messenger RNA of Pistacia vera, 477 nucleotides long. Its product is annotated as calmodulin-binding transcription activator 3-like. Gene Ontology annotation, biological process: regulation of transcription by RNA polymerase II. Bases 1 to 477 code for a protein of 158 amino acids. The transcript has 7 exons. The record is from RefSeq and is a predicted model, not a curated record. NCBI's taxonomy places the organism in Eukaryota, Viridiplantae, Streptophyta, Magnoliopsida, Sapindales, Anacardiaceae. Gene Ontology annotation, cellular component: nucleus. Gene Ontology annotation, molecular function: double-stranded DNA binding; transcription coregulator activity.